Molecule: messenger RNA, 993 nt
Organism: Cadophora gregata
Lineage: Eukaryota; Fungi; Ascomycota; Leotiomycetes; Helotiales; Ploettnerulaceae
Exons: 2
Coding region: 1-993 (330 amino acids)
Source: RefSeq, a predicted model, not a curated record
AUGACCUCCUCGGCUUGUGCACACUGCGGAAAAGCGGCUGAGCGCGCCUGCACCGGGUGCAACGACGUCCCGGCAAUCGAUGAUGAUAUCAACCCCAUCUAUUACUGCAGCUCCGCUUGCCAAAAAGAGGACUGGCAAUAUCAUAAGAAACUGUGCAAACGUCUACAAAUUCGGAAGCUGUUCUACCGGGCUGGAUCAGUCUUACAGGAGAUGUUCUACAUGUAUCGAGAGAAGAUGUUUGACAAGUUGAUCACAAGAAUGGAGAAGUCUCAGGGACACUUGAUUGUUUAUGAGGGAAGGUAUAAUCCCGUGAUUACAACGGAGACGGACUGUCUCAUACCUUUCCCCACGCAACUAUGCCAAACUGAGGAGGACAGGAAGUCUGUGUUAGUUCAUCUCGCUUGUGAUGAUGCAAGCAUUGCAUCCAGCCUCUCCGAAUGCUGCGGAGUCGUCAAGAACCAGAAGCUCCAUAUGAUAGACGUCGACAUUCUAAAUAAUGUGCACAACCCAGAAUUUGAGCACGAGUUUCUCAGAAUAAAACUCUUGAACGGCGGCGAGGAGUUUGCCCUCGACCUAUCCAGCGCUCAAUACGGUUACUUCGAACCCAUCGUUCCAUGGAAGACAUACAUACACAAUCGCAUAUCGACUUACAUCACUCAUCAACAAUUCAACUACUUCGGUGGCACCAAAUAUCGGCUUCUCGCUGAACGAGGACAUAAGGAUAUCAAAGGCAUCGUCGCUAGUCUCAACGCUGAAUCGUGCCAGGAGUUGAUGUCGAGCACAAAGAAGUGGGAAGAAGAGAAUGGUAUGUCGAUUAUGAAGAUGCUGAAAUUGCCGCUUCGGGAAUUCAAGAUGAAAGAGAAUCAGUUGGUGGGUUUUAUGGCGAAGAAUUUGGGAGAAUAUCAUACGUGGUUGAGGGAGAGGGCUGAGAAGGGCAAGGCGAAGAAGGCUGCACAUGCGGGAGGAAACGCUAAAGAAACAAAGGCAAGGUAG